Messenger RNA from Necator americanus (New World hookworm), 1347 nucleotides. RefSeq lists its product as uncharacterized. Bases 1 to 1347 code for a protein of 448 amino acids. The transcript is spliced from 10 exons. The record is from RefSeq and is a predicted model, not a curated record. Gene Ontology annotation, cellular component: cytoplasm. NCBI's taxonomy places the organism in Eukaryota, Metazoa, Nematoda, Chromadorea, Rhabditida, Ancylostomatidae. Gene Ontology annotation, molecular function: zinc ion binding; ubiquitin protein ligase activity.
AUGAAACCUAGCGUUCAGGAUGUUACUAGCAGUCCAUUACCCCUUGUGCCAAUAAAUAAGCGAUCUACUACCAGGAAAAAGUCACCAAAUGAACAAGGUAGAGGCCGAAGUGUAAUCGUGAAGAGUUUACACACUUUCUCCUUAGAGUUCAAAGAUCCAUACCUCUUACAGAUGUCUGAUACAGCUGGAGAGCUAAAAACGACUGAGACGAAGGAGAAGGAAAAUACAACUCAAGAUGUGUUGCCACCUUCUGGAUCGGUUACUGAUCCUGAACAAUGUGGAAAGAAAGGAGAUGUUGGUGUCGAAGAUGUUAAUAGUCAAAAUGAGGAGGAUGCAGAAGCGUUAUUAACCAUACAAGACAUUUUGGACAAUGAGGCAUCCUCAAGGGAAACUGCGAGAGUAUUGCUUGGUGCUCAAGACUCUUCUGUUUGCACAUAUCCAGAGGGAUAUAAACCACGUCAAGCUCUUUUUGCUUGUCUUACCUGCGCAUCAGAUCCGGAGAAAAAUGAAGCUGGUGUGUGCUAUGGCUGCUCCGUAAACUGUCACGAUGGUCACAAUAUCGUUGAGCUCUUCACGAAAAGACGAUUCAGAUGUGAUUGUGGCAACAGCAAAUUCAAGUCGAAAUGCACACUGUUUGAGGACAAAGAUACGAUUAAUACGGAAAAUAUGUACAAUGAUAACUUCGCUGGGUUGUUCUGUGUUUGCAAAAAGCCAUAUCCUUGUGAACUUGAUGAAACUAUGCAUCAAUGCGUCGCAUGCGAAGAUUGGUUCCAUUUAUCGCAUCUUGACGAAAAGUGUGCAGCUUUAGUCGAAGAGCAAGAAACAUCGGGUCAAAUGGAAUUUUCUCUGAUCUGCAAGGAUUGCGCUUCUCGCAUACCAUUUCUGUCUUUGUUACACACGGGAAUUGCUAGUGCCAACGAUAGCCCGGUUUGUUUUUCGUCAACCAUAGAAGAAGCUAGAGAAGGACCUUACCUUCUGGUGGAUGGUUUUAGGCAGCGCAUGUGUACAUGUGCAGAGUGUUCGGCUCUUUACGAACGAACGGGUUGCGAGUUCUUUAUCGAUGUUGACGAUGACAUUGAAUUGUUCACCAAAGAAAAUAUCGAGAAAACUGAGGGAGAGAAAGAACCUGACGACGAUACCAUAGUCAACGAACUUGUUCAGACUGCUGGUAGAGAUGCUGCUAUUCAUGUCCUUAAAGGUUUCAAUGACCUCAAACGCAACCUCCACGAUUUCAUGCGAGAAAAGCAAGAGGAGGGAGUUGGUGUGAUCACAGCCGAGCACAUCACAUCAUUUUUUGAUAAGAUUAAGCGCAGCCGUGUUGAUGAAUCAUCGGGUGACGAUUUUUGA